AUGCCCAUUCCAUACGCCGCCUCCGUUCCACACGCACGCCUCGACGCCUCUUUGCACCUGUAUCGUGUUUACAUACAGUCCCGCUUGGUUAUGGCUCUUUGGGCAAUGAACGCAGAUGAUGAGCCAUCCGAGCUUUAUUGGCCGUGUACUGUAGCUGCGCAGAGGAUGGCCGAAACAAUGCGGCACCAUGCGCAGACCCAGACACCGCAUGCACCGGCAAGCUUUGUCGAGAUGCACCGUCGCUCGCAACAGCUGCACCUGCUGCACCUGCUGCACCGGCUGCACGCUGCGUUCGCUUCGACGAUCCUUCAAUCUACCUUGCAGGCCUUGCGCUCGUUCCUCCUUCCUCCCGUUGCCGUGGCCGUCGUUCCCCCCUGUUGGCGCCCGUUGGCGCAACUGACCCCUGCCGUCCCUCCUGCCCGCCAACGGCAUGGCCCAAAUCUCGACGCCCGCGCACACACCGCCUUCCACGAGCGAAGGGCUUCGAUGUCUGUGUGCGCAUUUUCACUCUCCGCUGCCGCUCAGCUGCCUGUCAAGUUUGCCCUGCAACAGACCCCUUCCCCCCCCUUGCCGUCUCCGCAGCACCGCCUCAGCCCUGGCUUGACUUGA
This is a messenger RNA of Moesziomyces antarcticus, 609 nucleotides long. RefSeq lists its product as uncharacterized. Lineage: Eukaryota; Fungi; Basidiomycota; Ustilaginomycetes; Ustilaginales; Ustilaginaceae. Bases 1 to 609 code for a protein of 202 amino acids. The transcript has a single exon. The record is from RefSeq and is a predicted model, not a curated record.